Messenger RNA from Oryza sativa Japonica Group (Japanese rice), 1323 nucleotides. Lineage: Eukaryota; Viridiplantae; Streptophyta; Magnoliopsida; Poales; Poaceae. The record is from RefSeq and is a predicted model, not a curated record.
AUGGACUACGACGAUCGGGAACGGCGGCGCGGGAGAAGGGCCCCCGGGGAGGCGCUGCCGGACGACCUGGUCGAGGAGAUCCUCCUCCGCCUGCCGGCGCCGUCGAUCGGGCGGUGCCGCGCCGUGUGCAAGGCCUGGCUCUCCCGCACCUCUCAGCCGGAUUUCCUCCGCGCCCACGCCGCCCGUUCCUGCACGGCCACCGUCACCGCCGCGGCCACCGUGGAAACUAGAACGACGGCUCCCCGCGGAAGGUCGUGCACCACCGUCUGCGUCAGACAGCUUGGCCGCAAAUGCUCGGGGGCGGUGGCUUCCCUCGCCGUGUCGUUCGUCUCGGCGUCGGAGCCGGGGCGAUCCAUGACAGUCGUCAUCGGCUUUUGGGACGGCAUCCUGUGCGCAGCGCACAUACUGUUUGGCCCCGGAAGAGGCGUUGAGCGGUACGUGCUCUGCAACCCACUCACCGAGGCCUGCACCAUCGUGCCGGCUCCGUCGACCGACGGCUUCCUCGUCGGCGGUUACGCCCACCCGACCACGUCGCGCUUCCACAUCAUGCACGCCAACUUCUUCACAACGAUGGAGACCUUUUGGAUCCUGCGGCUCGGGGAGAACAGCGUGUGGCGCGAGGUCCGCCGCCCUGCCCUCGCGACGAUGAGGGUCUGUAUUAAGUUCCUACAUGCUCCGCCUGUCAGACUGCACGGCUGUCUUCACUGGCUGGCCUCGUCGGCCUCAUCGGCACAGUUUCUCGUGGCCGUCUUCAACAUGGAACGGGAGGAAUUCCGGCUGAUGGAGGCCCCCGGGGGGCAAGGAGUGCGCUUCGGCUCGCACUCGCACACGAUGAUGGGAAUGCACAUCACCCAUUGCCACGGCAAGCUGUGCGCCCUCGCCGACGAGCCGGGCGCCAACGCGUUGGGGAUGUGGGUGCUCGACGACUACUCCGACCCAACAAGCUGGCGGCUUCAGCGGAAGAUCGACUACUACUACUCGUGCGGCGCCGGCGGCGCCGGUGCUGCUCUCGACGACGACCCACACGCCGCCGCCGCUCAAACUUUUCGUGCCCGCUUCUCGACAGCCGAUGUGGUGGAGGUUCUGCCCAAUGGUGUCGAUGACGAUGACGAGGGCGAGGAGAUCCUGCUCCAGCUUGGUGACGAGGAGGUCGUGUACAAUGUUGGGCGCGCGGCGUGGCGCAGGUGGGGGAUAUUGCCGCUGACUACACGCCGCCUGAUGAUGCAUAGGCAGUGCAUAUUGCCGCGCGAGGUGAGCUUCGGUGACGCGUCUCAGGUUCCUUGGGAGGACAUCGGCGGCCACUGUUUCUACCGCAUAUACUAG